Molecule: messenger RNA, 4254 nt
Organism: Penicillium crustosum
Lineage: Eukaryota; Fungi; Ascomycota; Eurotiomycetes; Eurotiales; Aspergillaceae
Product: fungal specific transcription factor domain-containing protein
Exons: 8
Coding region: 1-4254 (1417 amino acids)
Biological process (GO): DNA-templated transcription
Cellular component (GO): nucleus
Molecular function (GO): DNA binding; zinc ion binding
Source: RefSeq, a predicted model, not a curated record
AUGACCAACAGCUCACCCGACUAUAAGAAACUCUUUAUGGAGGAGAAAGAGAGACGGAGACAGGCAGAAGAGAGACAGAAGCAGGCAGAAGAGAGUCAGAAGCAGGAAGAAGAGAGACGGAAGCAAGAAGAAGAGAGACGGAAGCAGGCAGAAGAGAGACGGAAGCAGGCAGAGGAUGAAGGGAGAUUGAAUCGAGAGCGCAACCCUCGACAGCAAGAGAUUUACACUUCUGUGUGCAACUAUCUACAGCCUGCUGAGGAGGACCAAGCACGGUUGUUUACACCUCUGAAUGCCCUCGAAGAAAAUGCAAAACAAUUCGGCUACCGGUCAACGAGCAGCGAGCAAUCUGUCGAGAACUACGAGCGAAAUGCCGUGGAGAAUUAUGUCCAUAAUAUAAUCCAGGAGUUAUGCAACAUUGAUGGCGCACGAGAGGAGUUUGGACUCGGAGAUGGAAUUCGGUUCGAGAACCAUACAAACUUGCUUGAGGCGGAUGAAGGUGUCGAUGCGAGUGCAAGUCAGCUAUCGCAAAUAGAACGGCCAAAAGCCGAUUCAUUUUUUUUCAUCCACCGGGUCGACGGCAACACUCACACCCUCCUUGCUACAGCCGAAUACAAGCCGCCUCACAAGAUUUCUGUUGAAGCCUUUCGCCUAGGACUACGGGAUAUGAAUUUGUACAAAGAUAUCGUCAGGUCAAACAAAAUCCCGACGGACAAGGAAGCGAAGUCAAGGUACGAUGCAGAGCGACUCGUUUGCUCCGCUAUUGUUCAAGAAUAUCAUGUGAUGAUCCAGGAGGGACUCGAGUACUCCUACGUGACGACUGGAAUUGCCCGCGUUUUUCUUCGUGUCCCUCAUGAUAAUCCUAGCACCCUUUACUAUCACUUUUGUGAUCCCAAUUCAGAAGUGGAACCAGAAUCCGAGAAUGGUUCAUCCAUACGUGAUCACGAAUGGAGACAUCGUGCACGCCAAAAUCUUCGGAUUUGGGACUCCAACUUUAGUCGCACCCAUUCUAAGACCACCAAAGGAUCACAGCCUCUUCCAAACUCCGAUAGCACGUAUCUGGAGUACACGAGUCCAGAAUCUGGUUCGGCUUAUGAACCUUCGUCAUCACCCCCUGUAUCUCCGCCAGAACCGGCAAUAGAGGUGCCUAUAAGGCCUCGAGGAACCUGUGCGCCCCCAAAUGACCGACACCGCACGCAGUCGCCAGACUCGUCAGGCUCCGACUCCAAUCAAGCAAUGGGACGAAAAAGGGGCUUCAGCCAAGUCACAUCUUCCCCGUCUACCCAACGAGUGGAUCGGAAGGAAGCCGCUAGGAGAUAUCAAGAUAGUCAGUCCCGACGCGAUGCACAAUUCUGCACUCAGAGAUGUCUCAUCGGGCUACAGACCGGGGGUAACCUAGAUGAAGGUUGUCCAAACGUAAAGCUUCACCGUCAGGACCCAAAUGACCCUAAACAUCCCAUCACAUCGGAUGAUUUAGUACGUUUACUAAAUGAACAACUGGACGACAACAUCGACCGGUGUAUACCGUUCGGACGUUGCGGGUCAUAUGGCGCACCAUUUAAAUUGACUUGCAUCGUAUAUGGCUAUACAGUCAUCGGGAAAGGAACCACGUCGAACCUAUGGAAACAAGUCUCUAGCGAAGCGCAGGUAUAUCGAAUCCUACGGAGAGCGCAAGGUUCAGCGGUACCGGUUUUCCUCGGUACAAUCGAUUUGGCCAAAAUUUAUUUUCUACACGGGGCUGGAGAGAUUCGACACAUGCUAGUCAUGGGAUGGGGAGGCGAGAACACUGCAGAGAUGGAGAUGGAGCCAUGGCUUAGCCAGGAAAUCCGGAGAUCGACGAAGGAAAUCAAAGCGCUGGGCGUUGCUCAUAAUGAUCUUCGAUAUGACAAUAUUCUUUGGAAUAAGGAGCUUGGACGAGCGUUGAUUAUCGACUUUCACCGCGCUACUUUGCAUACUCGGACACUUAAGCUCUCAAGACCCGAGAAAAGGAAGUUGUCGAGACCAGAGUCGGGAGGUUAUGGAUUCGGCCUUGACAAGUACUACCUAUUUAGAAACUGUGUGAGGCGUGAAGGUGCUGAUGUCAGUUCAUGCAUCUACGCGACUCCUCCUAGCACACAGAACCAAAGUCCGGGCACUCCGAGACCCGAUGAUAUGCAAGAUCGAAUCGGUCGCCUGGAAAAUCUAAUCCUUGCUUUGAUGCGUGGGACUGGCAAUGCCGAGGUCUCAGGUGUAACAACUGCCACCACUGUGGCUCGAACUGAACCGAUCGAGAGCACACCACACUCUGAAUUACUCGGCCAGGACAAGGAAGCGAUGCCACAUGCUCAUGAUGUGGAUUCUAAUGCUGAAAGCAGCUUGACCAGCUCACUGGGCUACCUCGAUAUCAACCUUGACAAGGGAAGGUCAAAGUAUAUCGGCCAGGAACACUGGCAUACGGUGUUGUCGGAAAUUUCAGAGGUCAAGGCCUACUUCGCCAACCAUAAGGAGAUCGAUAACAGCCGCGAAAGGGUCAGUAUGUCUACACCGACAAGCGCCAGAGAAGGGCUCACGUUACUUCUCGGUGUCGUGCCUCCUGCCACCGAUGUCGAACUACGAGCUGAGUUGCCUCCCAUGUCGACUGUCCUCACCAUAUGCUCGCGAUACUUCAAUUCACCGGAUAAUCUUGUCGUCAUUGUCCACCCCCCGACAUUUCACCAGCAACUGCAAUGUCACUGGGAAGAUCCGUCCAAAACACCUAUCAUGUGGCUAGGCUUGCUUUACUCAAUCCUGUGUCUAGGGAUGCUGAGCUAUCACAAGCUCGGGGAUGAACCUAGCCAAUGGGAAGGACAAACUUUAAGGAUGGCGGGCGAGUAUCGAUUACGGACCGUGCAGUGUUUGAUCACAGGUGAUUACACGAAGCCGGUUGAGAACACAGUAGAGACAAUGCUACUCUAUGUCUUUGGGGAGUAUUCGUGGCGAUUUGAUGUCGAUUUGGGGCUCUGGUUGAUCGUCUCAUUGACCACCAAGAUCGCCUUUCACAUGGGCUAUCAUCGUGAUGCUAAGUGGUUCACAUCAUUGACACCUUUCCAGGGCGAAAUGAGACGACGGACGUGGGCUUUGCUGAGAAUGGCCGAUGUGAUGUUUGCUCAUCAGGUUUCAUUACCCCACACAAUUUACAAUCACCAUUGCGAUACACAGGCACCAACGAAUCUUCUCGAUGAAGACUUUGGUCCGGAAAGUCGGACUCUGCCUCCGUCUCGCCCAAACAAUGAACUCACUUCGAUUGCAUACUCGAUUGCUAAGGUGAAAUUAUGCCAAGAAAUGAGCGACAUCCUGGAGACAAUAAACCGCGUUGGUGGUCAGAUUCAGUACGAAGAAAUCCUGCGCUUUGAUACCCGACUUCGUGGGAUCUUCCAGACGUUUCCCCCCGCACUUGCAGGCAGUGCCACUGGAAGGCUGCCACGAUUCAAUUACGGUGGUUAUGAUGAGAAAUACGUGCCUCGCGCGCGGGAAAACCCACAAUACGCGUAUUCGCGCCGAAGCGCUGUCACGGCUGCAUCAGAUACGCUACGAAACCUAAUAGCUCUGCAUCAGAAAUCAAAUGAUACUGAUGGUCCUCGAUCCCUUGAAUGGUUUGUAAAUUCAAUGGCCACGAAGGAAUUUCUAGUAUGCGCCAUGCUUGUGGCGCUAGACCUCCAUUAUGAUUGCAUGGCGGAGGUUAGCAACGAUGAAAAAGUCCGGGAAACUGCGCUUUUCUGGACAAAUGAACAAAGGAUGGAGAUGUUGAGCAACCUCGAAAUGACCAAAGAUCUCUGGAAAGGACUGGCCGACGGUUCAAUUGAAGCACUCCAGGCAUCAAAAGUGCUUGAGAUCAUGCUGGAAAAGAUCAAGAGUCCUGCAUCCACACCGGAAACUGCGGAGGAGACCAGAAGCGCGGAGAAUAGUCACUUAUCGGGCGUCAACACUUGUCCAACCGAACCACCGGAUCAUUCGACUGCAAUGAUGCCAGGUCCACUACCAAUGGGCAUGAUGGCAAGUACAGAAGCAAAUCACGCGGCGCAGACUUCAGGCGCUCUGGACAACAUGUACUUCAGCAGCAAUUUGCCCGGCUCAAACAUGAUACCAAAUCUUACUGAGGCCCACGAGGACCUCAACAUGAUGGGGUCUUCGCUUCAAAUGUUUCCAAAUCUCAUGGCUGAUGACUUUGCCGAGAACUUUGAUUGGAACACCUUUGAAAACUACGCACACGCAAACUGGGGAGGUAGCAACACAUUCUAG